This is a messenger RNA of Rotaria sp. Silwood2, 939 nucleotides long. The record is from the annotation of a GenBank genome assembly. Lineage: Eukaryota; Metazoa; Rotifera; Eurotatoria; Philodinida; Philodinidae.
AUGACUAUCUCCAUAGGACGAUAUUGUACUGUUGAACAUGAUCCUGAAGAAAAUACAUUUGCUACGAUUGCUGCAGAUCGAAUAGGUGAAGAUCGAAUCUAUCGAAAUCGAGCCCAAACACAAAAUCAUCGUUGCCAAAAUGAAAGAUCGCCCAGUAAUUGGACGGACCCAAUCAUUGUCGACAGUACUAAAAACAUUCGCAUUGGUCAUAAUGCCGAACAUUUCUUCUUUGUCUAUCUACAAAAACUAUACGGUACAGUCGAUGUAACACCGACUAAAAAUUGGCGUUCAUCCUCACGUCUCGUCGUUUAUCCGCAAUAUAGACGUAAUGUGGAUGAUUCAGUGGGUUAUGAUUUUGAAUUACAUGAUACACAGGAACAAUUUGUACAAGGAACAAGAUCGACAACCAAGACAUGUUAUUUCGAAGUUAAGGGCACAAGUGGAUCAUUUAAUAAAGCACAUACACAAUUUCGUAUGUCUCAUAAUGAAUUCGAAACAUGUCAAGCCAUUGCAAACGAUGCUCGAAGAAAAGAGCAAGAAGCAUACUUCAUUGUUAUCAUAGAAAACUGUCUCGAUUCAGAAAAAAUUGCUUUGGGAACUAUUAUAAAUUGGAGUAGUUGCUUAAGUAUCGUGAAAAAGGUAGUGAAUAGCUACCAAUGUAGUUUUGCUUCGCCAUCGGCAGUAAAUUCAAAUCAUACUAAGAACGAAACGGCCGAAAGUGUUACUGUUGAUCAUCAGCAAAAUCAAGAACGACGACAAUCGAUGACACCCUACGAUAAUAAUCGAAAUGCUAUGCCACAAGCUGCACAAUCUAACAACGAAGCGUCGAGCUCUAAUCGUAAUAAUCCAUCUGCUCACCGAAAUCAACAACAACAAAACAGACAGUUUUACGGAAGAGGUCGUGGCUGGAAUCGAAAUUCUCAAUACCCAAUUACAUGA